Messenger RNA from Aspergillus melleus, 900 nucleotides. Its product is annotated as putative inositol phospholipid biosynthesis protein Scs3. NCBI's taxonomy places the organism in Eukaryota, Fungi, Ascomycota, Eurotiomycetes, Eurotiales, Aspergillaceae. The transcript is spliced from 2 exons. The record is from RefSeq and is a predicted model, not a curated record. Gene Ontology annotation, cellular component: endoplasmic reticulum membrane. Gene Ontology annotation, biological process: lipid droplet organization; lipid storage; phospholipid biosynthetic process. Bases 1 to 900 code for a protein of 299 amino acids.
AUGUCCUCAUCCGACAAACCUCCCACGACAACAGCGCGACCCAAUCAACCACCAGGGAUGGCACUUCUCGUCUACCCAGUGACCUUGAUUGUCGGUUCGCUAUUUUCCGUCCUCUCUCCGACAGCCCAGGGCUCCCGCGAUCAUGCCAUUGACCAGACCGGCCCCUUGGCUCCUACGAUCGCCGCCGAUCUGAACCUGCCACAACCGCCCGUCAACUACUUUGCUCGCAAGGACAACAUCUUCAACGUUUACUUCGUCAAGGUUGGAUGGCUAUGGACUACUCUGGCAUUCUCUUUCCUACUCUUCUCCCUCCCCUCCUACGCGGCCCCCUCGAGCCACCAACCGCGACGGAUCGGCCAGGCCAUCGCCCGAUACGCCCUGGCCACCCUAGUCUGGUAUCUGACCACGCAGUGGUUCUUCGGACCGGCCAUCAUCGAUCGCAGCUUCGUGUUCACGGGCGGGAAAUGUGAGCGCAUGGUUCCGCUGGCCGAGGGCGAGGACUCGCCGAGCCUCCAUACAUUGUUCACGGCCGCGGCGUGCAAAUCGGCUGGUGGAUCUUGGCGAGGCGGUCACGAUGUGAGCGGGCAUGUGUUCAUGCUGGUGUUGGCGACGUCGAUGCUGGUUUUUGAAACGGUCGGGGCGCUGGCAUCGGAAAAUGGAGCUAAGAAGGCGGACAAUGGAGACGAGUCGUCUGUCGCGCUCAAGAAAUUGUCGGUGAGGUUUGCCUGGGCGGUUUCUGGGCUGGGAUGGUGGAUGCUUUUGAUGACUGCUAUCUGGUUUCAUACGUGGUUUGAGAAGUUGACUGGGCUCUUGAUUGCGUUGGGAACGGUCUACACCAUUUAUGUCCUCCCCCGACGAAAUAUCCCCUGGAGAGACGCGGUGGGCCUUCCGGGUGUAUAG